Molecule: messenger RNA, 1279 nt
Organism: Capsella rubella
Lineage: Eukaryota; Viridiplantae; Streptophyta; Magnoliopsida; Brassicales; Brassicaceae
Exons: 4
Coding region: 128-1123 (331 amino acids)
Molecular function (GO): calcium ion binding
Source: RefSeq, a predicted model, not a curated record
CCUCCCCAAAUAAGGGCACACGAGACGAUUUCUCCUUCCAUUGACUAAAGAAAACGACAAAACUUUUCAAAACGGUCUUCCACCGUCACUUCACCAAACCUUUCUCUCUCGAUCUCUUUCUCUUCCAAUGUCUAACACGGGACUAAUGAUCUUCGACGGUGAAGUCCUCAGAUCCAUCGAUAUCAGCUUACCGGAACUCCAACACAACAUCACCGGAGCUCAGCUUCUCGAAAUCUCCGAAUCCAAGGUUUCUAAAUCCCUCUCAGGACUCACUCUACCACCAAAUCUUAAAAACGCAGCGGUCUCCCAAGUCUCAGAUGGAGAUGACGUCACUUUCCGUCGUACGGAGUUUAAUCAACAACAAGCAUCUGAGAAACUCGGAGUUUUCAUCUCCGCCGUUGCUGAUACUCUUAGAGAUGCUCCAGUUGUGGUAUCAGUUCUUGAUGGGAGUAUGUUGAAGAUGUUUUUGGAAGAUGAAGAUGAUUUUGCAAUGUUGGCUGAGAAUUUGUUCACUGAUUUGGAUGAAGAAGAUAAAGGAAAGCUUUGUAAAAGAGAGAUACGUAAUGCUCUUGUACAUAUGGGUGUUGAUAUGGGUGUUCCUCCUCUCUCAGAAUUUCCCAUCUUAGAUGAUAUCAUUAAGAAGCAUGAUGCUGAUGGUGAUGAAGAACUUGGACAAGCACAAUUUGCGCAACUAUUACAGCCGGUUUUACAAGAAAUAGCUGAUGUCCUACAUGAGAAACCGGUAACCAUUGUCCAGAACGUUGAGAUUUUCACUGGAUCAAGGCUGCGUAAGAUUCUUGCUGACGAGAAGACACUCAAGUGUCUCGUAACGAAAACAAUUCUAGAACUGUCGAACGAGAAAGACAGCCAAGGACGGGCAGAUCCUAUAAAGACUUUGAUAUUAUCAAACGGAAAAGAGUUGGGAUUGCCUCCUUUAUCUUCAGAGAACGAGCCAGUGGCUCUUCUGUAUGAGACAAUAUUUUCUCAAUUGAAUAACAGAGACAAACAAACCGCAGCUGAUGCUUCAACAGAAGAUGGUUUGAUGGAUUCUCUAAAGGAUAUACUAAGAAAAUUUGAGGAUUUACUCGAAACCGCACCGGUAUAUUCAGCUACCAAUAUCUAGAGAAAGCCAUUAUAUUCUCUGUAAAUUGGCCAUUAUUUAAGGCAUAUUAAUGUAUAUUUACGAAUUUCAAUCACACGUUAUCUUAUACUUAUAAUGAAACAGAGGGAGUAUAUAUUAUGUGUAUGUUAUCAAUAUAGCUAUUUGCAUUUGAAUGAA